Molecule: messenger RNA, 2378 nt
Organism: Thalassophryne amazonica
Lineage: Eukaryota; Metazoa; Chordata; Actinopteri; Batrachoidiformes; Batrachoididae
Gene: mboat2a
Product: membrane bound O-acyltransferase domain containing 2a
Exons: 13
Coding region: 222-1760 (512 amino acids)
Biological process (GO): lipid modification
Cellular component (GO): membrane
Molecular function (GO): acyltransferase activity
Source: RefSeq, a predicted model, not a curated record
UCAGACGAAAGCGGUAGUAGGUGGGAGUGAACCUCUCUCCUCGCCUCACUGCUCUUUGGUGGAUGUGUGCCGUGGAUGACAAUCGUUGUUGAGCCCGUUGCAGCAGCAGCAGCAGCGGUUGGUGUGUUGGUCGGUCAGUUGGUGUAUUUAUCGCCGCCGCAGCAGCAGAGGACGGUGAAGUGAAGCCUGUGGAAGGAGAGAAAGGAUUUUAUUUGCCGGACAUGGCUACCCAAACGACAGCGUCGUGCACUGGAUCCACUCUGUUGCAGCCAAUCAGUGAAAUUAUCAACCUCCCUCUUGACCAGGUCAACUUUGUGGCAUGCCAGCUCUUCGCCCUGCUCUUGGCUGUGUGGUUCCGGGUGUACCUCCAUCCCAGUAAGACCAGUCCCUUCAUCAGACAUGUGGUGGCUACUCUCCUGGGUUUCUAUUUGGCCCUCUUCUGCUUUGGCUGGUAUUCCCUUCACUUCCUGGUGCAGAGUGGUCUGUCGUACAGUGUAAUGGUCUUCACUGGACUGGAGCGUAUGCACAAAUACUGCUUUAUCGUGACGAUGGGCUACCUGAUUGUGUGUCAGAUCACACGAGUCUACGUGUUCGACUAUGGCAUGUACUCUGCAGAUUUUACAGGGCCCAUGAUGGUCAUAACACAGAAGAUUACCAGCAUGGCAUUUGAAAUCCAUGACGGUUUGGCCAAGCGGGAAGCGCAGCUGAGUCCCACUCAGAAAUACCUAGCUAUCAGGCGGAUGCCCAGCUUGUUGGAGUAUCUGAGCUACAACUGCAACUUCAUGGGAAUCCUGGCGGGCCCCACCUGCUCCUAUAACGACUACACGGCUUUUAUUGAAGGCACGUGCUACCAGCGACGCCACCAAGAGAACGCCAAUGGCAAAGAGAACGGGAAACACAAGCAGUGUGAACCUUCAUCCAAGAAUGCUGUUAUCGCCAAGCUGUGUACGUGUGCCAUGUCGCUGGCCAUCUACCUGUCACUGUGUGAGGUGAUCCCAGUGAGGCGCGCCAUCGACGAUGACUUUGUCUCCUCCACACCCUUUCAUCUGCAAGUUGUUUAUCUUUACCUGGCCAUGCUGGCUCUGAGGCCAAAGUACUACUUUGUCUGGACACUUGCUGACGCGAUCAACAACGCUGCAGGAUUUGGCUUCAGUGGAUACGACACAGACGGAUCCCCACAGUGGGACAUGAUAUCCAACCUCAGAAUUCUAGACAUUGAGUUUGCCACCAGUUUCAAGUUGUUCCUGGACAACUGGAAUAUCCAGACAGCCGUCUGGCUCAAGAGGGUGUGCUACGAACGCUGUCCGGUCAACCCCACUGCUGCCACCUUCCUGCUGUCAGCCAUGUGGCACGGUGUGUACCCUGGCUACUACAUGACCUUUGUCACCGGUAUAGCCAUGACCAUGGCGGCACGUGCGAUAAGACACAACGUUAGACCAUACUUUCUGGUGUCUGACACGUACAAAUGCAUGUAUGAUGUCAUCACGUGGGCAGCUACUCAGAUUGCAAUCAGUUACACAGUGGUGCCAUUCGUCCUGCUUGCUGUGAAGUCCUCACUCAAGUUCUACACGUCCUGCUACUUCUGCUUACAUAUCCUGUGUCUGCUGGUGGUACUGGCCCUGCCCGUAAAAUCGAAACACCGGCAGGUCAAAGAGCAGCAGGACGGCCUCCAGAAGGACAGCCAACAGGUCUCCCAGACAGACCACAACAGGAGCCACUCAUCCACAGACAACUGCAACCAGAAAGUCAAAGCCACAUGAGGCUCAGGACAGCGACGCACAGUCCCUUAAGCAGCAGAAACGACGAGAUGAACUGGAAAAUACAGAGAGCUGGAGCAAACCAAAUACUGGGACGCACUGAGAUCCAAACAGGCAGAAAACACAAUUCAACAACUUGUCAAAUAUUCCAGCAGGGACUAUGACGGCAAUGAUAUUUCUGACACUGAUGAAAGAAAAUCAGAGCAGACAAAGGAAAGAGACUUAAUCCUAAUUGACCAGGAUAAGGUCAAAUGACUUCUCAGCUGCCUUAAACCCUCUAUGUACUUAGCAGGUGAAAGAACGGCUCAGAUGGUCCGCUGUGCAAAGCCGAACACCGUUCCACCGGGCUGGUGUGGGGUUGUCCAACAGGAGAGCAGUAUGUGGAGGGUUUUUGUCAUUAUCUGGACACAAGGCUCUGUGAGGUGGGAGGAAUAUUAAAAAAUAUGUUUGUGUAAAAAUAAAUAAACCUUUAUCAUCAGCUGCCAAUGUCAAACAGGCAUUAGGAUCCUCAAAACUUUGAUUUCUACGUCUUUUUAAAUGUCUGUAUUCCGGAAUAAUUCGCACUGUAUGUGUUUUGUAUUUAGAUGUUUGUGAAAAACUUUAAAAUCGAUUUGAAUUCUU